CGGAAGAGGAGGAAACUGGCCAAGCUAUGAGUGCAGCAAUUGCAACUUCUUUGGAAGAGGAGGAAACUGGCCAAGCUACAAGUGAAACCGAUGUUUCGUGUGAUGAAGAUGCAACAAGCUUCAGCGGGAGUGAGCUCAAUUUUGCUGCAGAGUUGAGCUCCGAUAGUGAUCCUGUUCAAGAAACAGAUGAAAUGGACAGUGAUGAUGAAGGAAGUGAACAGAUGCAUGAUGCCGAAGGAAGUGCGAGUGAAGCUGCAGGAGAUGAUGAUUUCAUUAAAUAUUUUGAAAAACUCGCACAGGAAACCCUACCUUAUCAGGCGACAACAAAAGCACAAGCUUUCCUGCUAGUGCUUACAUACAUUGUCACUGCAGGACUUACAUGGGCACAAGUUCAAGGACUUUUAACUCUGAUCAAUGCCUUGUUUGGGGAAAAAGUCGUGCCAUGCACUACCUACUCCCUGAGAAAGCUGUGGAAGAGCAAAAAAGAAGCGUUGAGGGUGCACUUAUAUUGUCAAGCCUGCCAUAACUACCUCGGACUUUCUUGUGAUGCCAAAAACAAGUCCAGUGUCACCUGUGCUUCAUGUGGUGCAGAAAAGAAGCUUCAAGAGUUAAUGAGUUCCGGGAGUUUCUUUUUAAUGUUUAACUUGAAGCAGCAGUUGCUGGAACUUUUGAAACAAGUUGGCAGAACCCUCCUCACCAACUUGCAGAAACUGUCAUCAGGGCCUCUCGUGCCAGGCGUUUUUGUUGACAUCACCGACGGAAGUUUGUAUCGAAGUGUACGAAAGCAGUUAAACAUGGCCUGGAGUGACAUCACAUUGACCUUCAACAGUGAUGGGGCACCUGUGUUUAAUUCCAGCAAGAGCACAAUUUGGCCAGUUCAAGUGAUGAUAAAUGAGCUUCCAGUCUUGAUGCGGUGGCAAAAUGUGCUCGUCUCAGGGCUAUGGUUCUCAAAGACUCACCCACCGAUGCAUCUCUUCUUGACAAAGUUUGUUGAAGAAGUUACCAAUGUUGGAACUCUAGUGUGGUCUCAUGCUGGAAGGACCGUGAGAUCAGCAGUACACGCAGUUGCUUGUUGUGUGGACUCUCCGGCAAGGGCAGCUAUCUUAAACAGCAAGCAGUUUAAUGGAUACUUUGGGUGCAGCUGGUGCUUGCAGCAAGGUGAAGUUAUUGAUGGCACACUGAAGUACCCAUUUUGCAACCAAGUGCCUGACAGGACGCACAGUGGUGUAUUGAAAGCAAUGGUGCAAGCGGUGCAGAAGAAGGAACCAGUGUUUGGCAUCAAAGGUCCGUCUACACUGAUCAAGCUGCAAGGCUUUGAUCUCGUUUGGGGGCUGCCUCCCGACUACAUGCACUGCGUCUUGGAAGGUGUGACCAAACAGGUUACUGAAAUGUGGUUGUCAGCUACUGGUUCCACAUGGUAUAUUGGGAGGCACUUAAAACUAAUCGAUUCCAGGUUGCUCUCGAUAAAGCCACCAAUAAUCUUUUCAAGAUCGGGAUGGCCUUUGUCAGAGCGUGCAUUUUGGAAGGCUACAGAGUGGCGCUCUUGGCUUCUAUUUUACAGCCUUCCAUGUGUCUCUGACAUAUUGCCACGACCUUAUCUGACACAUUUCACACAUUUUGCAAAGGCCGUGUUUCUUUUAUUGAAGGAUGUUGUUCUGGAAAGUGAAAUUUGUGCUGCUGAGAAGUCUCUCUUAACAUUUGUUCAGCAGAUGGCCAAGCUUUAAGGGCAGAAUGCAAUGACUUUUAAUGUGCAUCAAUUAUUGCACCUCACAAGGUCAACACGAAUGUUUGGCCCCUUGUGGGCUACAUCAACAUUUCCAUUCGAAGAUGGAAUUGGCAAGGCACUGCAGCUUGUGACAGCUGCUAAAUAUGUGCCUGCACAGAUUGCUGAACGGUGCAUCAUGCACCAAACCUUGAGAACAGUUUCAAUGCAUAUGGAGCUUUCACCCAGUUUUUUGUCUGCCAAAAAAGAGCUAGAACAUAGCUAUAGGAGAUGCUCUCAGACAUGUGUUCUUGGACAGGCACAGCCAGUUCUUGAUAUGCCAGAGG
This is a messenger RNA of Dermacentor silvarum, 2049 nucleotides long. RefSeq lists its product as uncharacterized. The transcript has 2 exons. The record is from RefSeq and is a predicted model, not a curated record. The coding region runs from base 27 to 1724 and encodes 565 amino acids. NCBI's taxonomy places the organism in Eukaryota, Metazoa, Arthropoda, Arachnida, Ixodida, Ixodidae.